Pollicipes pollicipes is the source of this 2097-nucleotide messenger RNA. Its product is annotated as mucin-17-like. The record is from RefSeq and is a predicted model, not a curated record. Lineage: Eukaryota; Metazoa; Arthropoda; Thecostraca; Pollicipedomorpha; Pollicipedidae. The transcript is spliced from 6 exons. Bases 73 to 2097 code for a protein of 674 amino acids.
UUGGGCUCUCUCGAGCAGCUCGGUCCUCCACCAGAGGAGACUCAAGAGGAGGUGUCAGUCCAGGGCGACCUCAUGUGUCCUACUACUCCAGAGGAGGCGACCUCACCCUGCUCCUCAUCGCGCUCAUCGGUGGAGGACCUCGGGGCGGCGGCCAAGUGGAGGGACAAGGCAGACCUGUACACCUCCUACGACCAGACGCUCAAGGAAAUGCAACGCGAGCUGGAAACGGUGGAGGCUGACUAUGCGCUGGACCGUCGGCGCAAGAGCUCCGAUGACGUCAUAUCGACUCCCUCGUCUUACCGCAGUCGCUCCUCCAGCAUACCCUCCUCGGAAGACGUUGACGAACCAAGACUUUUUCAGAUGGUCGAGCAGCCAGAACACCUAAUCGAGGAGGAGGAAGACGACAUCGCCGAUAGCCAAUCAGAGCGCAGCGACUGGAGCGCGAGCGCUCUGCGCAUGCGCCGUCAGCACGCCUCCCCGAGUGUGUCUUCUGCGUGCGAAGAGCGGCCGUUCACGGCCGGCGCCACAAGAACUUUUGAAAUUCCAACCGUGGACACGCGCAGUCUCUCCGGCCUUCCUCCUGCUUCCAACGCUCCCGUGUUGGUGGCGGCCCAGCGAACCGUGUACUCGGUCGACGAGGGUCUUGUCAAGGUUACCGUCAGAGAGCAAGCCGAAACACCGCCGCCGUCGCCGGUGGCUGACGUCACUGGGACGGCGGAGGAAAGCGUGAGCCUGCGGCCAGCGCCGUCGGAGGAGAGUGACCGUCUGUCCAGCACGACGCCCACCCCGACGGCGAGCCCGCUACUGCUCCGGCAGACCGAGGUCACGGGGUCAAGGUCGCCAAUGCGGCCGAGCCUGUCGGUGACGUCGCAGGACUCGACGCCGAGCGCCGAGGGCAGCGAAGCCGACUCGGCGACGCCGUGCGAGGGCGCCUCGCUGCUUAGCGCCGCCGCAUUUCCCGCCGCGUUCGGUGCUGACGCCGGCCGACCUUCGGACCAGUCCAAGCGUAGCGUUCUGAGUCAGGCCGGCUCCAGCCAGAGCAUCCGCGGCAUGAUCGACAAGUUCAACAACAUCUCGGACACGCCGGAGACCAGCACCCCAGUGACGUCACGUAAAGAGCUGGUCACGUCACGGCCGCGGCUGGAGCCGCCCAACCUGGCGCUCCAGUUGCAGAAGAGCUUGUCAGACGGCGUGGUGGCGUCAGCCUCGUGUGCGGACGACAAUGGAGACGAAGGGGGCGAUGUCAGUGCUGCCGUGCAGGCGCGCUCCGCCAGCGGCAGCGCCGUGCCGCAGCUGGAGCCAUCUGUCGGCGACCUGGCCAAGUCGAGCUCGCUGCCGGCGGCCGGUAGAGGCGCUGACGGUCUGGGCCUGGCCGCCCUGCCUCCCCGCUGGAGCCCGCUGCCGCCGAUCGCGAGUCAGGUGCCGCGCCUGACCAGCUCGCCGGUGUCUGCGCGGACGCGCAUUCUCCCUGACCAGCAGUCGCCCCCCUCCCCCAUGACGCCGUCCUCCUCUGGCGUGACGUCGCCGCUCAGUUUGACGUCAUCGUUGGUCGCGACGUCAUCCGGCGCUCUAGACUCGUCGCUUGAUUCGUCGUUCGACUCGGCGUUCGAGCACUCGCGCGCUCGCGAGUCGCGCGGCUCGGUGGCCAGUGCGCGCGCCGAGCGCCUGCGCCGGGCGCGCGACGAGUUCUUUGGUGCCACGUGGUCGGCGUUGCCGGCGGGCGCCGAGGGCGGCGAGCGUGUGGACGGCGCGUUUCCGUUCGGCGCCGGCGCGGAGAGUCCGCUACGCCCGCCGCGCCGUCGGGAGAACGCGCGGUCCGCCGGUCUGGCGCACAGCAAGAGCACCGGAACCAUUAACGAGGUUGUGCGCCUUAGUGACGUCAGCUGCGGCAGCGACUUCAGUGACAUCCGCGUCGAGGACGCGCGACCGGAGGUGCCUCAGGAGCUGUCCCUCGACGCCGAUGCUGGAGAGGGCGGAGCAGAGGCCAAGGUCGGGCUGGAGGCCGCGGAAACUGUUCCGGUCGCCGACGCCCGAAGGAAAGCGGUGCUUGGUUUAGAACCGCAGAGGGAGCUGCGUGCCUACCAGCUGGAGGACUAG